CUUUUUUGGAUCCUUACAUAACUGCGGAGUUGGUUUGUUCUGGCCAAAUAUUCAGGUUUAAUAAGAGCUUUUAGCGAUGUAUAUUUUUGAAAAGAUGACACAGUCGGUGUGUACCGUUGGAGCAAGCUUCAUCACCACUUUCGUCUUCAUCUAGCGGCAGGUUCCCAAUACAAUUAUGGAGUUUUGAGAAGGGUUUUGUGUGUUUUUGGGGGGGAAAGGGGGUCUUUCCCCUCAAUUUUGAUGGACUAUUUGAAGGGACUUUCUGGAGGGUUAUUGAACCUGCCUUUUGUAAAAUAUUGUAUAUGUUUUUUUUUGAAGUUGGAAAAGGAGAGAAUAUUUUUUGUAAUAUAUUAAUAGUAUAUUUGUAUUUUAUAUAAGUGUAUAAUUUAUAUAUACGUUUAUUGAAUUCCUGAUGCCAUUGUAUGUUUCUAACACAUUUGGUUGUGUUGAGCUUUGGGUCUACAUGGUGGACUAAGAUGACCUAAAACAAGGCCAUGGGGUUGCUAGGGUGCGGUGGAAUCUCAACACAAGCACAAUUCUAGCACCCCAUAACAAUCUCCCACCUUUUUCUAUUUUCUUCAGAGAGCAGCUACUUACAAAACAUUAUAAUUUCAAAGUCACAUUGACUUGACCUAAAGCGUUCUCUUAGGGUUUGUUGCUGUUUCAUUGUUUGUUUUAGAGUUGGGAGUGGGGGGAGCAGGGUCUCCGUGACUGGGUAAGUUUGCUGCUUUAGAGCGGGGAGUUUACUGCAAAGUUUAGAAGUCUCUCAGGAUGAGCGUGGUGAUGGCAAACCCGGACUGCACGCCAAAAUGCCGCUCUGUGCGGCAUGCAGAUGAAGUGGUGGCGGCGCUGACGCGGGGUUCAGAGGGGAGCCUGCGGGCCUUCCUCAACAACCACUGCCACAACGCGGCCACACUGAGGGACUCCUUCGGUCGCACGGCCCUGCACCUGGCCGCCUCACUGGGCAAGAGGGCCCUGCUGGAGUGGAUGCUGGAGAGCAAGAGCCCUGACCUCAUGGUGAAGGACAAGGAGUCUGGCUGGACCGCCCUGCACCGCAGUGUCUUCUACGGACACAUUCACUGCCUCAUGUCACUCAUUAAGCAUGGUGGCAUUCUCUCCACCCAGGAUAAGGAGGGACUCUCUGUCCUGGACUUAACCAUGAAGGACAGGCCAGCACACGUGGUGUUUACGAAGACGGACCCCACUGAGGUUUAUACUUGGGGGAGCAACACCAAUUUCAGUCUGGGGCACGGGAACCAGGAGAGCAGGCAUCACCCAGAGAUUGUGGAUCUGUUUGCCCGUACCAGGGUUUACGUCAAACAGGUGGUGCUGUGUAAGUUCCACUCCGUGUUCCUGUCUCAGAAGGGGCAGGUGUAUACAUGUGGACACGGGCAGGGAGGUCGGCUGGGACACGGGGACGAACAGACAUAUCUGGUUCCUCGGAUGGUGGAGGGGCUCCUGUCUCAUCACUGCUCCCAGGUGGCUGCAGCCAAGGACCACACGGUGGUGCUGACCGAGGAGGGCUAUGUCUACACCUUCGGCCUCAACACCUUCCACCAGCUGGGCCUGGCUCCCCCGCCCGCCUCCAGCCACCUGCCCAAACAGGUAUUCUCCAAGACCCUUAAAGGCAGGACUGUUAUUGGUGUAGCAGCGGGGAGAUUCCACACAGUUCUGUGGACCAGGGAGGCUGUCUACACAGUGGGACUGAACGGAGGGCAGCUGGGCUACCUGUUGGACCCCAACGGGGAGAGGUGUGUGACCGCGCCUCGCCAGGUGUCUGCCCUGUACCACAAGGACGUCACCAUCGCCAUGGCAGUGGCCAGUAAUGGGGCAACAUUGGUGGUGACAGAGAAGGGAGAUGUCUACCUGCUAGCUGACUAUCAGUGCAAGAAGUUGGCAUCCAGACAACUGAACAUCCGGAAGGUCCUUGUGAGCGGAGGCAGUCUGGACCAUCGUGUGGACCCCCAGGUCCUGAAUGAGGGAGGGGGAGAGAAGGUGGCCAUCCUGGCCCUGGAUGAAGCUGGGAGGGUUUUUUGCUGGCGCUCAGUGGGUGGUUCGGUGAGACAAUGCAGGUGGGCAUACGGGCGCCAGGUGUUCAUGUCAGACAUUGCCCUGAGCAGGAACAACAUGAUGUUUGUCACACAGGAAGGGGAGGGCUUCAGCGGACAGUGGCACGGAGAGUACAGGAAGAGCGUGGAGAAGAAAGAUGGGAGUGUGGAGGUGUGUGGUUACCCAGAGGGUGGAACUGUGUGCGAGCGAAUCCGCUUGGAGAAGCUCCCCUAUGUCCACCGUGCCGUCAGCAUCACCAUGGACUCCAAGGGACGCAACUUUGGAGUGCUGCAGUCUGACCCUAAAACCAGCCUGUUUGAGAUUCCCAGCGUAUCUCCCUCCUCCUUCUCCCAACACUUCCGGGGCCUGCUGGAGGAAGCGGACGAGACGGACAGCAUCCACGACUUGACCCUGCAGGCUGGAGACCGCACCUUCCCCGCCCACAAGUACCUCCUGUCCAUGAGGUCCGAGUUCUUCAGGAAUCAGCUGGUGCCGGACGGGGGGGAGGGAGACGGGGAGGUGAGGAGGAGCGAGGAUGCGGUGGGCUGUGACCUGCUGGUGGUGGAGACGGUGAGCCCUGAGAUGCUGGAGCAUGUCCUGAAGUUCAUCUACACCGACUCCUGUGAUCUGCUGGUGCAGGGCCACCGGCCUCGAGUCUUAGGUCAGAACCAGAAUCAACAGGGCCCGGAGCAGGAGCAGCUGAUCAGCAGCCUGCAGGACCUGGGCUUCCAUGAGGGCAACCUGAGGGACCGCUUGGCCCUGGAAGUGUACCGCUCACUGACCCCAUCGGCACGAGGGGACGGAGACAAGCCCAAAAGCAAGGGCACCAAGCCUGGGAAAAAAGGCAAGGGAGGCAAGGCUGGAGCUGGAGAGGGAGGAAGAGUCAACCCGGUCAAGACCUUACAGGGCGUGGCCAAGAAGCUCGGCAUGGGCAGUCUGUCGGCACGUUUGGAUGGAGUGCAGUAUGACAACGGGAAGAUCAAUGUAGUGCUUAAGAUGACGGCCAACAAGCCACGAUAUAACCAGAAAAAGUGCUCCUACCUCUGUGAUGUCACUCUGAGGUCUGAGGAUGGCAAGGAGUUCCCCUGUCACAAGUGUGUGCUGUGUGCCAGACUUGAGUACUUCCACAGUAUGCUGGGGAACCCCUGGAUAGAGGCCACUUCUUGUAGUGCCCUAGAGAUGCCCACCAGCUCAGAGAUACUGCAGGUCAUCCUAGAAUAUGUCUACACUGACGAGUCUCCCACUAUCAAAGAGUCUCUCAAUGUGGAGUUUGUCUGCAACGUGUUGGUGGUGGCCGAUCAGCUUCUCAUCACCCGACUGAAGGAGAUGUGUGAGGUGGCCAUCACUGAGAACCUGACGCUGAAGAACGCUGCGGAGCUGCUGCAGUUUUCUGCCAUGUACAACGCUGAGCAGCUCAAACUGUCCUGCAUCCAGUUCAUCGUGCACAACAUGGCUGCCCUGCUUGAGUCCAAAGCACUGGAUAUCCUGAGUGAUGACGUGCUGGUGGAGCUUUCUGCCUCCUACAGGAGGAUGAUUCCGGCCAUGCAGAAGCGACUGAUCACGCCUUACCCAGACGCCCCGGACCUCACUGUGUACGAGGACAUGGACUCUUCAUUCAGCGCUAAAGCUGACGCUGAACUAGACUACUCCUGCAGGGAGACUCUGCUGAAGAAGGCUAAGUUGAAGGCCAAAAGAAAACCUAGGCGACGCUCCGACAGCUCAGGGGGUUACACCCUUUCUGACAUCAUCCAGAGCCCACCUGCUGCAGGUAGAACACACAACACUUUAUCACGGCACACAAUAAUUAUUUCCUUUAGUUGGAGUUGGGCUGAUAUGGAUUAUGAUAGUCUCUUCUCAGUCCUCUCUCCCAGCCUGGUCAAGUCAGGAAAGACCAACUCCAUGGAGUCUCUGCAGGAGCUGAUGACAUCUGACUCCGAGGGCAGCUACAAGGAUGUGCGCAGCCCCCGAAACCUCCAGAGUCCCGUGUUCCACGACAGGCCCGAGGAGGGGAGGGCUGAAGGAGGUCCCAGGUUGAAGACGCCCCCCAGCACCACCGCCACCAUGCGGAACGGCCUCCCCGCCGAACCCCCAAAGAGUUCUGUUCCAGAGCACAUCCCCAAGGUCACAGCCAGUCCUGCUCUGUCACGUCCUGUCUUGGAUAUCAGGGCCAUCAUGGAUAUGGAAGCCAGCUCAAAGACUCAAAGUCUCAGAGCCACUCCCAAAAGUCCUGUCAGUGUUGGCAGCAGUAGCAAGCAGUCCCCUCUCCCAGCCAAGCUCUCCCAGAAGCAGAGGAAGAUGAUCGCCAUGGCAACCAAGGAGGGCAGUGCGGAGUGUGCCCUAUCCAAAUCGCCACCAGUCAUUACUCCCUCAAAGAAUGUGAAAGCAUGGGCCACUCCGGUCCAGACACCCCCUUCGUCUCGAGCUUUCCGGGACCUCCUGGUGGAGGAGGAGAGCCUGGUCAGGAACGGGAGGCCAGGGUCCCCGGGAAAGCCAGUUGCUCAGGGCCCUCUGGUCUCUGCUGCCAGGAGGGUCAACUUCAAAUGUACUGCUAAGCUCCCCAGCGAGCCAGAGAGACCUGCUGGCCCCUGGGUGCUGGGAGUGGCAGGCAGCCCCCCUACAGCCUCCAUGGUAACCUUUGCUUCUAUCGUGGAGGAGGAGAAACAGCAGGAGGCUGCACUGAUCCGCAGCCGAGAGAAACUUCUGGCGCUCAUUCAGAUUGAGGAGGCAGCGAUCCAAGAGCUUUUGUAUCACUACGGCACCCGCAACAACCCCGACGAGAUGAUUGUGGUGGAGAGGUGUGUCCAGGGGCCCAUCGCCAUCCCCUUCUGGAACAAACACUGAGACGUCGCACGUCACAUACCCAUCUCCUUAUCCACCCGAUGACCAUAUGUAUCUCCUGUCAGUCAUUGUUACGAUAUACCUCAGGCCUAGUUGUGCCAGUGGGCUGGGUCUGACGCAGGUCUUUUUAUGCUUGACUCCAGUGUUCCUUAGGUUUGGGCACGGCUCUUCUUUUUUCGUGUUUACCUUUUUUUGAGUGUGUCCCUGAGCAAGGAACAGUGGGUGAAAUAAAUAUUUUUUGCACCUUGCCAUCAACUUGAGUAGAGAUACUCUUCCAAAAAGUUUCAGCUGUUUUAAAAUAUGUUCACAGUUAAGUAGUUGCCAAAGAUGAAGUAUGUAAGGAAAUGGAGCUGUCCAAAUUACAAAUUGGGUCCCGAACUACAUUAACAAAGCAGGAUUUGGUCCUUUUCAGCACUUUUUAGGUGAAUAAGCUGUGCCAAUUAGGAAAAGUACUAUAGCACAAGUUCCUCUGAGAAGAACUAAGCCUAAAGCCAGGGCUUGGAGUUCAGAGGCCAGCUUGAUCUGGUUGCUACCUAGUUCUAUUUUAUGAGUUGGGAAAUGCGUUGUGUUCUGGAUAUAUAUUGUGUGAUGCAGGGUAGUUGAAUCAUGAAAGGACGUGGUCGGGAGUGAUGGUGUCAUGCAGCCUGCCAUUUUCUAAUGUGAGCUAAUUGUAUAUGAGUAUUCGCUGGUUUCCCUUUAUCAGAGUUAUAGGGCAGGCUGUCGGGUUUGUGCCUUGCUUUCACCCUGACGAUCCUCUGAUGUGUACACACACUCACACACUAAUAAUUUCACUACUUUCUGGCUGGCUGUAUUUGAGUUGUUUUACUUUAUUUUGUGUUCUGGAGCUGAUGUGUUGGCUUGGUGACCCAGACCAUGUAAACCCAGUCUUUUUCCUUGCAGAGCCCUUCGUUUGAGACUUAGGAUGUUAGAAAAUGGCAUGCAAUAAAACAACUCACCUGUCCAAUGA
This is a messenger RNA of Oncorhynchus masou masou (cherry salmon), 5854 nucleotides long. Its product is annotated as inhibitor of Bruton tyrosine kinase-like. The record is from RefSeq and is a predicted model, not a curated record. Gene Ontology annotation, biological process: negative regulation of protein phosphorylation. Bases 772 to 4890 code for a protein of 1372 amino acids. The transcript is spliced from 25 exons. Gene Ontology annotation, molecular function: protein tyrosine kinase inhibitor activity; protein kinase binding. Gene Ontology annotation, cellular component: nucleoplasm; cytoplasm. NCBI's taxonomy places the organism in Eukaryota, Metazoa, Chordata, Actinopteri, Salmoniformes, Salmonidae.